Molecule: messenger RNA, 1602 nt
Organism: Peronospora matthiolae
Lineage: Eukaryota; Oomycota; Peronosporomycetes; Peronosporales; Peronosporaceae
Source: the annotation of a GenBank genome assembly
AUGUCGUUCCCCGCGGGCAAAGCAGCGCCCGAGCGCAAAACGUUCUUCAAGAAAGGCAUUGACGCGGAUGAGUCCCGUCGGAGCCGCAUGGAGACGACGGUGCAGAUCCGCAAGACCAUUAAAGAAGACCGGAUCAACCAGCGCCGUCGAAUGGCGCCUGAGGACAGUCGAGCCGCAGCAACUCCUGCUGCGGACGACGCUGCUGGAGAACUGACGCUUGUGCAGCGGCUGUCGGAGCUUCCACAGAUGGUCACAGGUGUGCAGUCGAGUGACGCCGCUGUGCAACUUGAAGCGGUGACCAAGUUCCGGAAGCUCUUGUCGAUUGAACGCAACCCGCCGAUCAAGGAAGUGAUUGAUACCGGCGUUGUGCCGAAGUUUGUGCAAUUUCUCCAGCGUGAGGACUUUCCCACGCUGCAGUUUGAAGCGGCCUGGGCCCUGACGAAUAUUGCAUCGGGGACCUCGGUGGAUACCGAGGUUGUGAUCAACCAUGGCGCCGUUCCUAUUUUCUGCCAGCUACUGCUAUCAACAAACGAUGACGUGCGCGAGCAGGCUGUCUGGGCUUUGGGAAACAUUGCUGGCGACUCCAUUGAGUACCGUGACAUGGUGCUGCGCUGCGGUGCCCUGCGUCCGCUUAUGCAGCAAUUGACAGAGAACUCCAAGCCAACUAUGCUUCGUAACGCUACGUGGACGCUGUCGAACUUUUGUCGGGGCAAGCCUCAGCCACAGUUUGAACUCGUGGCGCCCGCGCUCCCAACUCUGGGCCAGCUCAUCUACACUCACGACGAGGAAGUGUUGACGGACGCGUGCUGGGCCCUGUCGUACCUGUCAGAUGGCUCGAACAAAAAGAUUCAGGCUGUAAUUGAGGCCGGUGUGUGCCGGCGGAUUGUCGAAUUGUUGAUGCACCACUCCUUUUCCGUGCAGACGCCUGCUCUGCGUACGGUCGGUAACAUCGUGACUGGCGACGACUUGCAAACACAGGUCAUUAUUAAUUUGAAUGCGUUGCCGUGCCUACGUGCGCUUCUGGAAAGCCCUAAGAAGGGAAUCCGAAAGGAGGCUUGCUGGACGCUGUCCAACAUCACGGCCGGCAACCAAGAACAGAUCCAGUUUAUCGUGAUGGCUGACAUUUUCCCAACCCUCAUCAGCUUCCUGUCCACGGCCGAGUUUGAUAUCCGCAAAGAAGCUGCGUGGGCGGUGUCGAAUGCCACGUCGGGUGGAUCAGUGGAGCAGAUCAUGCAUCUUGUUAGUCUUGGGUGCAUCAAGCCCUUGUGCGAUCUACUGGAGGUGAAGGAUGCGAAGGUUGUCAUCGUGGCUCUCGAGGGUCUUGAGAACAUAUUGCGUGCGGGCGAGCAGCAGAAGACAAACGACAUUAACGACGUUGCAACGAUGAUCGAUGAAGCCGAUGGUGUGUCGAAGAUCCAGGCUCUGCAGUACCAUGCCAACGAAGACAUUUAUGUCAAGUCGAUGAAAAUCGUGGAAGCAUACUUCAACGGCGAGGAGGACGCGGAAGACAGCCUAGCGCCCAAUGCGGAUGCAAACGCACAGCAGUUCCAGUUCGGUACAUCCUCGGACCAGCCGACUAUGUUCCAGUUUGGCCAGAACUAA